Messenger RNA from Schistosoma turkestanicum, 1256 nucleotides. Lineage: Eukaryota; Metazoa; Platyhelminthes; Trematoda; Strigeidida; Schistosomatidae. The record is from the annotation of a GenBank genome assembly.
CGGCAAACAUACAUUACGAAACUGUGAUGGACGAUCAAGAUGAAAUCAUACUGAUAUUUCAUUUUUAAUCCUUAUUUAUUUUUAGAUUCUUAGCUUGAAAGUAUUUGCGAUCCACCACUAAUAGAUAUGUAAACCUGCUUAGCAAAAUCUUGUUUUCUUUUCACAACCAUUUAAUUAGAUGUCUUCCAGGCGCGGUAUUUAAGAACUUUUCUGGUAUGCGGUACCUCAAGAGCUUGGAGGGGGUCGUGAGAUGUAGGACUAUUCCGUUUAGUUGUGAGAAAAGUGAUAUCGUGAGUGUCGUGCCUUACAAGAAAAAUGCUCUCCCACUGGCGCCUACUGUUAAGUCUUCUCACAGUCUACUACAGUCACUUCCGUGCUCUCCGUUUACUUCGUGCACUUGCAGCUUAUCUGCCCCAAUGCAGAUCCGAUUCGCCCACACUGACGUUGUGAAUGUUCCUGAUUUCACGAAGUACCGCACCGAUUAUACAAAAGACCCUCAUGCACGGGCCGCUGACAGUGAUAUGCAGCGCAAGAUAUUCACUUAUACGACAAUGUUUGCGACUGCAGUCAUUGCCACUACAUCAGCCAAGCAUACUGUAAAAAUGCUCGUUAAACCUUUGGGACCUUCAUCCAAAACGUUGGCUGAGGCUUCGAUCGAGGUCAAUUUGGCUGAUAUCCCAGAGGGGAAAAAUGUUACACUCAAGUGGCGAAAUAAGCCUCUUUUCAUUCGCCAUAGAUCGACAGAAGAAAUCGAACGUGAACGUUUAGUUCCUUUGGCUGAAUUACGACAUCCAGAGAAAGAUGAGGAUCGUGUAAAAGAAGAUAAAUGGCUCAUUUGUUUAGGUAUUUGCACUCACUUGGGUUGUAUUCCAAUAGCACACGCAGGCGAUUUCCCUGGAGGUUAUUACUGUCCUUGCCACGGUAGUCAUUAUGAUGCAUCUGGUCGAAUCAGGAAAGGCCCUGCUCCACUUAAUUUGGAAGUACCUGAAUACAAGUUUGUGGAUACAAAUACCGUUAUUGUGGGAUAAACUGCUCUCCCAGUCUCCUCGUUUGGAAUAUUCAUUGUAGCGAUAUCUUCCUUUUUCAUAACAGAGAACGCUUCUAAUUUUUAUGGAGUGUAUUUUUGAGAGGUACUGAUUUAUCUUUUCGUUUCGUUGUUAGAAGUUUCAUUUUCAAAUAGUAGUAUAUUUGUACGCCUGAUAUGGUUAUUUUAACAAAUUAUUUCCGAGUAUAAAUAGAAUCGUCUAUGUACUUAA